Aspergillus pseudotamarii is the source of this 490-nucleotide messenger RNA. RefSeq lists its product as uncharacterized. The coding region runs from base 134 to 394 and encodes 86 amino acids. NCBI's taxonomy places the organism in Eukaryota, Fungi, Ascomycota, Eurotiomycetes, Eurotiales, Aspergillaceae. The transcript has 2 exons. The record is from RefSeq and is a predicted model, not a curated record.
GUGCAGAGAUUGUGGAAGCCCUGGUUGAUGUGUUAAAAGUGAGUUUAGCGUGUGGAAAGGGCCAUCGCAGGAGUACCUGAGCAUGGCGCACGCAAUGAAUAACGGGAGGCAUUUUUGCGUCUAUAGUCUAUGAAUGUCCUCUAAACGAUCGCUUGCAAGAAGAAAGCUGGGUGGAAUGUCAAUUUAUAUCCACCAGACUAAAAAGCGGAAGAUCAAUCAGUCCACAGUUCUGAAUCCAAUCCCAGGCGGAGGACACACACCGUGCAGCCGAACUUGGACAAUUCGUCUUUGCUUGGCUGAUGACUCUCGGUCUUCACGACGGUGGGUCUCUAUACUUCUAUCGGUAUUUAAUUAUAUAAUUAUGCAGAUAGAAAUCUAUUUGGGGAAAGAGUGACAAAUUUCUAGGCAAAUCAACGUGAAUUGCUUGAGAGUUACGAACAGAGAUUUCAUCAAUAGAGGUGAACGCCUUGCGAUUGAGUCACUCCCGGAG